Phycomyces blakesleeanus NRRL 1555(-) is the source of this 633-nucleotide messenger RNA. RefSeq lists its product as hypothetical. The record is from RefSeq and is a predicted model, not a curated record. NCBI's taxonomy places the organism in Eukaryota, Fungi, Mucoromycota, Mucoromycetes, Mucorales, Phycomycetaceae. The transcript has a single exon. The coding region runs from base 1 to 633 and encodes 210 amino acids.
AUGAAGAUCUUCUCUGCUAUCCUCGCUUUGGCUGUUGCCGCCGUCUCUGCUGAUAACAUUGUCAGCGUUACCUCUCCCUUGACCGGCACCGUCUACACUGCCGGAAAGUCCGCCAUCAUCAGCUGGGUUAACCCCACAGUCGACCAGAUCUCCCAGAUCGUCUUCUCCCAGGGCCUCUCUACUGCCCUCCAGCCCGUUAGCGUCAUUGCUACCAACGUUGACGCCUCCUCUGGCACCUACACCUGGGAAAUUCCCGCUGAUACCCCUGCCGGUACUGACUACGCCUUUGUCUUCGGCACCUCCCCCAACCAGUCCUACACCGGUCAGUUCACCGUCAAGAGUGCCGCUGAGUCCUCUGUAGCUGCCUCUGCUGCUGCACCUGCCGCCGAGUCCUCUUCUGCUGCCCACGGUGGCCACGGUGCCGCUUCCUCUGCCGCUCCCUCUGCCGCUGUCUCCAGCAGUGGAUCUGGCUACCACGGCCACGGUGAUGCCUCUUCCUCUGCCGCCGCUGCUGAAUCCAGCACUUCCUCUGACCACCACGGUGGCGGUGGCUACAGCAGCGCUGCUUCCAACAACGUUGCUGCCGUCGGUGUCGUUACCUUGAUCGGUGCUGCCGUCGCUGCCCUCAUCUAA